Molecule: messenger RNA, 1815 nt
Organism: Amphimedon queenslandica
Lineage: Eukaryota; Metazoa; Porifera; Demospongiae; Haplosclerida; Niphatidae
Product: pre-mRNA-processing factor 17
Exons: 16
Coding region: 57-1766 (569 amino acids)
Biological process (GO): mRNA splicing, via spliceosome
Cellular component (GO): catalytic step 2 spliceosome
Molecular function (GO): mRNA binding; protein binding
Source: RefSeq, a predicted model, not a curated record
CUCGUAUUGUUUCCGCUUAUUCCAAACACGUGCUGUGUUUCUUUAAACCUAUAAAAAUGGCGACAUCCCUCCCUCUGGUUGAGUAUGGCUCCAGUGGGGAAGGAAGCGAUGAAGAUGCUCCUGAAAUAAAUUACGAAGAAUCAGCAAAAGUUCUCUCAUCUCUGAAGGAUAAAUUUUCAAUGAAUAGCACUCCUGCCGUCAGGAACAAAGAGCCACAGACUAAUCUGCUAAGAAUUGACUCGAAGACAAAAGAAAUAACUUACAAUCCGACGUAUGAGCAACUGUUUGCACCCGAAGUUGGCCCAGUUAAUCCAAACAAGACCCAGCAGCAAUUAGCACACAAGAACAUGCUCUCUGGAUUCAUGGAGCCGGCUCACAUUGACUUAUUUCAAUUUGAAAACCAGCGGAGGACCUACCAAAGCUUUGGUUUUGCUGUUGAUCCUUCGGCUGAUAAGAGUGGAAAUGAAUUGGAGUAUAUUGGAGAUGUGGGUACUAUGAUGGAACACGGAGGGGCUAGCAUUUUUGAAAAGAAAGUGGUGAGGACAGGAGAGAAGAGAAAGAGGUUAGAAAAAGGAGACCCUGCUGUCAUUGAUGGCUACCAAGGCCCAUGGAGAGAAUAUAAAGAUCAGAUAAAAGUGUCUUGUCCAACUCCAGAGGAAAAGGCGAUAAUCGAGGCACAGAAAGGAAGCAAAUUAAAGAAAAAGAGAAGAGAUGAGGAGGAAGAAACAAUAGAAGAGACUACAGUGCUACACAUUGACGACCCUGUUGAUUACAUGGGCCGUUCAUUCCUUCACAUACCUCAAGACAUUGGGAUCAAUCUAAGAUCCGAAGACCCACCAGAGAAGUGCUUCAUACCAAAGAAGUGUAUCCACACAUGGAGUGGUCAUACAAAGGCAGUGUCUAACUGCAGGCUGUUUCCAAAGUCCGGCCAUUUGGUUUUAUCCGGUUCUAUGGAUAAUAAUCUGAAGUUAUGGGAAGUAUAUAACGAGAGAAGAUGCAUUAGGACAUAUUCGGGUCACAUUAAAGCCAUACGGGACAUUUGUUUCAAUAACGACGGAUCAAAGUUCCUUAGCUGUGCGUAUGAUAGAUACAUUAAACUGUGGGACACCGAAACAGGUCAGUGUAUCAAUCAUUUUACAAAUCAGAAGACGGCGUACUGUCUUGCCUUUAAUCCUGAUGAAGAUAAGCAGCAUCUAUUCAUUGCUGGCUGCGUCGAUAAGAAAAUAUACACAUGGGACACUACUAGUGGUGAGAUAGUGCAAGAAUACGACAGACAUCUUGGUCCAGUGAACACGGUUACUUUCGUCGACGAAAACAGAAGAUUUGUCUCUACGUCUGACGAUAAAAGCCUUCGAGUUUGGGAAUGGGAUAUACCAGUUGAUAUGAAGUACGUGGCUGAGCCUCACAUGCACUCAAUGCCAGCUGUCACUUUGGACCCAACUGGUAAAUGGCUAGCCUGUCAAUCAAUGGAUAAUCAGAUAUUGUGUUAUGGAGUACACACUAACUUCAGAUUAAACAGGAGGAAAGCAUUCAAAGGACAUAAUGUUGCCGGCUAUUCGUGCAAAAUUGCAUUCUCACCUGAUGCAAGUAUUGUUGCUUCAGGAGAGGCAAACGGCUCCGUUUGCUUCUGGGACUGGAAAACAAAGAAAAUGAAAAGUAAAUUCAAGGCGCAUGAAGGCGUGUGUAUUGCUGUAAGAUGGCUGCCUCAUGAAACAUCGAAAGUAGUCACCUGUGGCUGGGAUGGACUAUUGAAGCUUUGGGACUAAAAAAGGAGAGGAAAUGAGACAACAAUGAUAUUUUAAGUUUUCAUUCUUU